AUGGAGUCUUUUUGGAAUCUCGCCUUUCUACUGGAACCAGCACCGCUGACUCUUAUUUUGACUGCCAUAGCUGUGACAUAUGGAUCGGCUUCUCGAGCUCUGAGCUAUGGGAAAGAAAUGGAGAGGAAUCGGGAUUUAUCUGAAGCAUCUAUUACUUUGGACAGGUCCCAAGCUUUGAUGAUCCCAGUCAUGAGCUCUUGCAGCUUGCUUCUGAUGUUCUAUUUGUUCUCUUCUGUUUCACAACUUCUAACUGGUUUCACUGCGAUUGCCUCAGCUUCCGCUCUCUAUUUCUGCUUAGCGCCCUAUGUUACUCAUGUCAAGUCCCAGUUUGGUUUGGCUGACCCUUUCAUCUCUCGCUGUUGUGCAAAGUCAUUUACCCGGAUGCAAGGACUUCUUUUGUUGCUAUGCACAGCUACUGUUGUGGCAUGGCUUAUAACUGGGCAUUGGGUGUUGAACAAUUUGUUGGGGAUUUCCCUCUGUAUUGCUUUUGUGAGUCAUGUGCGCCUUCCGAACAUUAAGAUAUGCGCAAUGCUCCUUGUCUGUUUGUUUGUGUAUGAUAUCUUCUGGGUAUUUUUCUCAGAGAGGUUUUUUGGAGCAAAUGUUAUGGUAUCAGUUGCAACACAGCAAGCAUCCAACCCUGUUCACACGGUUGCUAAUAGCUUGAACCUUCCUGGACUACAAAUGAUCACGAAGAAACUAGAGUUGCCUGUCAAGAUUGUCUUCCCCCGGAAUUUGUUGGGUGGAGUAGUUCCUGGAAAUAAUGUUACUGACUUCAUGAUGCUUGGCCUUGGUGACAUGGCUAUUCCUUCUAUGCUGUUGGCAUUGGUUCUCUUUUUUGAUUAUAGAAAAAGCAAGGAUUCAGAGAAUGCCUUGGAUAUGCCACCAACAAAGGGUUUUAAAUACAUUCGAUAUGCCCUGUUUGGAUACGCAGUUGGCCUUGUAACAGCAUUAUCAGCGGGCAUUUUGACACGCUCGCCACAACCAGCCCUUCUGUACCUGGUUCCUUCUACUUUAGGUCCCAUAAUUGUCAUCUCUUGGGUGAGAAAAGAGUUUUUGGAGCUUUGGGAAGGAUCACAUCUGAACACCAAUGACAAAAUUCGUUUAUCAGAACCUUGA
Molecule: messenger RNA, 1116 nt
Organism: Oldenlandia corymbosa var. corymbosa
Lineage: Eukaryota; Viridiplantae; Streptophyta; Magnoliopsida; Gentianales; Rubiaceae
Source: the annotation of a GenBank genome assembly